Messenger RNA from Aspergillus neoniger CBS 115656, 1240 nucleotides. RefSeq lists its product as uncharacterized. The record is from RefSeq and is a predicted model, not a curated record. Bases 26 to 1180 code for a protein of 384 amino acids. The transcript has a single exon. NCBI's taxonomy places the organism in Eukaryota, Fungi, Ascomycota, Eurotiomycetes, Eurotiales, Aspergillaceae.
AUUUUGUCAUCCGCCCUCUCCCACCAUGGAAGCCUUGAUUCAAGCUCGCCAAGAGCAGUAUGGCUCAACUUCGGUGCCCUUGUAUGGCACUACGACAAGCGCAACUUCCCCGACUCUGACUACCCCGAGCUCUUCAUCAGCGGUAUCCUCUCAAACUACGUCCGCAAGAGUGAUACAUUCCUCCUCAUCCAGCACCCCUACCACCACUGCAUCCAGCCUGCCAUCGCACAGUAACGGAGUCAGCCAAGGCGCUCUGGCAGGUGCAAUCGUUGGAUCGAUUGCCGGGACUGCUCUUCUUGCCAUAAUUGGGGCUGCACUCUUCUUUCGAAGAAAGAAAGGCACAUCUCAUUCUAGCAGCUCUGGUGACUCCGAUCGGGAUGGCGUGGAGUUGGUGAAACCGCGAGCCAGAGUUCAAGCCCUAUCGAGUCACUCUCCCCUUUCUCCGACAGGCGGCCGAAAUUCGCUCCUCGAUUUGAUCCCUUUUAUUUCCCAGCCGGCCGACGACCAAACUGUCAGCACGCGCAUACAGACUCUCUUCGACCACAUCGGUCUGCAUAUCGACAACUACUACGUGCCUGCAAGACAUGAAACCGUAUCACCAAGCCCGGAGGAAGCUAUUCGCAUAGAAAGCUAUGCUUCUACCUCGAUUACCGGAUCCUUGAUCACCGCUUUAGCUAGCCGUCGCGCCCGUCGACCUGUCCUCAAUCAUGUCUUGGCUCGAACCAUCUUACAAGCAAUUCAACCUAGAGGGUCUCUGUAUCCUCCGUUCAUGGAGUCUCAUGGGGUUGAACCUCUCUCAGCCUCGACGUCGACUCGUGACAUGUUCGCGUGGCGCAUGCUGACAGCUCGUCUCCAUCCGGAGUACGUGGACCUGUCUUCGGCAGCUGCACAAAGGAACAUCGCUGCUCUCGCAGAGAAUUUUUCAGAAGCCUUUGCGAUAUACCAAGAUCCUGAACUCUCCGAUGCAGAGCGCCGGCGUCACCUGGCCAGUGUCGUUAGGGAGGCAGCUCAGCUGAGUGUAUGGCUGUUUACCCAGCCGUGCUCGUUCAACUUUAGCUGGAGUGCGCCGUCUCCUGGCUCUAUUGUUGUUCUACCAGCGGUCAUAAAGAUCAGUGAUGAACGGGGUGAUAUACUACCCGUGCCUCAGCAGAUGGUGGAGGAAACAAUUGCUCAGAUAUGAUUUUCUCAAAUACGUUCGAGAUAUAAUGAGUCGUAAUAGCUUGAUGACCAUGAAUGCCCC